This is a messenger RNA of Aethina tumida (small hive beetle), 2056 nucleotides long. RefSeq names its product calcium channel flower (gene fwe). Lineage: Eukaryota; Metazoa; Arthropoda; Insecta; Coleoptera; Nitidulidae. Gene Ontology annotation, biological process: vesicle-mediated transport. The record is from RefSeq and is a predicted model, not a curated record. The coding region runs from base 152 to 742 and encodes 196 amino acids. Gene Ontology annotation, cellular component: membrane. The transcript is spliced from 5 exons.
ACACAAUGCAUCUCUGUCUCCUUGCAUUACAGUUUCCUGUAACUCCGUAUCGAUCGCUUCUAUUCAGUGACAGCUGUGCAUGUUGACAGUUCGUUGACAAGUGCUUGGAUAAACGAAAAUCGCCGCGGCAGCAGCCAAUUUACAUCGGACAAUGUCUUUCCAAGAGAAACUAUCGGCCCUUAUGGCCAGACCGGGUCAGGAUCCAGUCGCCAAAGACGAUGUGCCGUGGUGGAUGAAAUUCGGUGGUCGAGGGGUUGGAACCGUCGGAGGAUUCAUUGCGAUUUUCCUCGGCGUGUGGAAUUGCGUGGGAAUAAUCACCGGCAACGUGUCCGCGAUCCUGGCAGGACUGUGGCAGAUCGUCGCCGGUUUCUUGGUGCUCUGUUGCGAGGCACCAUGCUGUUGCAUGUUCGUCGAGCACGUGCAAAGGCUCAGCGACUUCGUCGAGAACCGGCCUUACUGGAACCGUGCCCUAGCCUACGUUGUUUUGGCGGUUCCCCCGAUUUUAAUGGACAUCGGUUUCAGCACGUUCUUUGGCAGCGGUCUCGUAUUUACUACCGGCGUCAUUUACGGCAUGAUGGCCCUGGGCAGGAAGGCCACCGCGGAAGAGAUGCGACAAGCCGCAGCGGCCGACCUGGAGGCGGCGCCCGGCUCCCGACCAACGAGCAACAUGAAGUCGAACCUGGUGGACAACGCGCAGCCGAUCAGCUUCACGGGCGCCCCCACGUUCGACAGUCACGUUUGAUGCGUGUCUUCGGCGCGUGACUCACUUUCCACAACCCGAGGCUCUGGCGGAACGCGUGCGAUCUUCUACCGUUUAAGCUCGAACGCUCCAAUACUCAUUAUUGUCUUCUCCGUUGUCCCCACACACCCGGUCGUCGGUUUCAUUUUACGGUUUCAUCUUCCUGUACACCAUGGUUUCGUUUUGGGUGGUCUGAUUGCCGUGUGUUUUACCGGAGCGUCCGCUUUAUACACGUAUAAGUUUUCCAAUUGGAUUUCGUGGCACCGGACGCUCAAUUAUCUCGUCAAUGCCUUGUUUUUAAUUGUAUAUAACAGAAACGCUGAUUGUUAUGUAUAUAAAUAUUUUUACAAAAAGAACAAACGUAUUAUUGGGAUUGUGGCGAGUUGAUUGGGGUUGUUCAGGUGAACGUGGUUAUUUAUUUUAUAUCAUACAAUUUUAGCGAAUAGUUUUUAAUGUUGAUAUAUUUGAGACUGUAUUAUUUAUGCUAUAAACUAUUAAUUUUAAAUCUUUCCGUCUAAUUUAUUUUGCUCAAUUGUUCACAUGUGUAGAAAAAAAGUUAGGUCAAUUCAAAUGUAGGAAAUUCUAGAUUGUAGACAUUUGUUUUUAGGGAUGAAGUGCAUUCUUCGCGGAUGACAAGUACUAAACAAUGUUAAUAAUGUUACGCAAAUCGGUGUCUACUUUAACAUUAAAACGAUCUUAAGUUGGUAAUAAGACAUAUCAAGAUUAUUUCCAUUCCAUUUUACUGUAAUUAUUUAGUGUAAUUAACUUGUUUGACGUGCACCAGUUAAUUGUUGAUUUUGGGCCAAUUAGAUUAUAUAUAUAUACAUGUGUGGCAGCAUAAGUGUCAAGGCCUCUUUUUUUCCAAAAUCUUACAGCUAGUCAUAAGAUUCCUUAAUUUGUGAUUUAUUUAUAGCAUUAUUUCUUCCAAAGCUACAUAAACAUGUUCAUGUAUCCUGUAUAUUGCCAAUUUCGAGAUUCAAGGCGAAAAUCCAAGCCACUCAAAAGACAUAUCUCCAAUUUGCUGUUCUUCAAAUUCCACAAUCCAAGUGAGAUUUAUUUAUAUUAUAAGUUGUUUGAAGAUCAUCAAAAACGGUUUUGGAUGGCGUGGAUUUGUUGUCUUUAAAAUUUUUAACUUUAACGCGAUUCGUUGCGUUGUUCCAUUUCUCAUUGUAUAUUUUACCCCCCAUAGGUUUAAGUGUAAGCCUAAAAUUCCCCCUAAUGUUAAGGACUAAUUGUAUUAAUUAUUACUGUAUUGUUAUUUGUGUAAUGUAUAUUAUUUACGUAUUAUUGUAGCAAUAAAUUGUCUUAUACAUUGCA